Molecule: messenger RNA, 1349 nt
Organism: Aspergillus homomorphus CBS 101889
Lineage: Eukaryota; Fungi; Ascomycota; Eurotiomycetes; Eurotiales; Aspergillaceae
Product: mitochondrial 54S ribosomal protein mL67
Exons: 2
Coding region: 237-1349 (370 amino acids)
Biological process (GO): DNA recombination; positive regulation of mitochondrial DNA replication
Cellular component (GO): nucleus; mitochondrial large ribosomal subunit
Molecular function (GO): single-stranded DNA binding; DNA strand exchange activity; structural constituent of ribosome
Source: RefSeq, a predicted model, not a curated record
CCGACUCCACGAACAUUCAAUUCACCACCACCACCACCACCAACAACAACCACCUUCCUCGACCCCCAAAUUGAGCCGUCUCUUCCUCUCUAUCAGAUCCCGGGAAAGUAUCUGAUAGAGCGAAGCAGCGGACUCUCCGGGUCUAAUCGCCGCGCACCGAGCAAAGCAAACCAGCAAGCAACCAGCACCGCAUACUCCCCUCCCCCUUCCGACCACAAACCUCCCGUCCGGCCGCAAUGGCCACCCCGACCACCAACGCAAUGAAGAAGCCACAGACGAUGCAGAAGCUGCUGCAACCGAUCCAGAAGGUGCUGGACCCGACCAAGAUGGGGACGUGGAACAUCGUGCGGCGGCCACCGAUCGAGAACAACACGGUGAUCCAGGGCCGGCCGCGGCAAGAAGGGUCCAAUGCGUUCCGUACACACCAGGCGAAGGAAGGGGUGCGGUUACGCAAGGCGCUGCAGGCUCUGACGCACGGCAAGAACAUCUUCGUCUAUCACAACAUGCGGACCAACCAGGUGGUGUACUCGUUGACGAGAUAUCUGGAUAAGAACAACGUCCUCCGUCAAAUGGUCUACCACGGCAAGAAGACCGUGCCAGCGACGCUACGCAAAGACAUGUGGGUGCCGUACUACUCGGUGCACUUUGACCAAGCGCAGGUGGGACUGCGGGCGUACCACCUUCUACGGGAGUUCGCGAUGCAGCGGCAGCUGGCGCCGCCGCGGGAGAUGAUCACGAUCACGGAGGCGUGGCUCGCCCAAAAACGACCGCGGGACCCGAACGCGGCGGAGGAGUUCAACGAGAAGUGGAACGACAAGGUCGGAUGGCUGAUGAAGCCCAAGGACCGGGCGCGCGCGCUGAUGGACCAGAAGGCCACGUCGGUGGCGGACGUGGCGGCCGUGCUGGCCAUCCAGCAGGAGGAGAUCAAGGACGGCUUCGCCGGCGGCCAGCGCGGCUACCUGACCCGCACCGCGCGCCGCCGCCGUCGCGCCGCCCGCGCCAAGGAGGCCGCCGUCGCCGUCCGCCAGGCCGAGCGCGUCGCCGCCUUCGAGGACGCCCUCAGCUUGCCCAACGUCCGCUACAAGGUCCAGGAGGUCGUCGAGGAUGACGCCGUCUCCCGCGCCCUCCAGGAGGUCGAGAACCCCGUCAAGAUCCUCUGGACCGACGUCCACGACGCCCGCUUCGCCGCCCAAUGGCCUGAUCGCGUCCGCCACGGCGAGCUCGACCUCUCCCGUGACCAUGUCAUGCCCGGCCAGAAGCCCAUCUACGACGACAUCGAGGUCUUGGCCGAUAACGCCUUCAAGGAGAAGGGCGUCCAGGCCGACGAGACCGUUCCGGUGAAGAACUAA